AUGCUCCUAGUACAUAUAUCUCCCGCUAGAUUACACAAUCAGGCCGAUAUCGACAAACUCGUACAAGCAACUCUUAUCCUUGGUAGUUUAUACACAAAUUCACAGCCGCCGCAUUUGAGCAAACUAAUAACGGGCGUAGUACCACGUUUGAUUGAAACCGCUACAGUCUGCAGCUGUCCAAGUGUACUCGAAUACUUAUUCAGGUGCUUGAGGAAUGUGGGAUUAUACUACAACAAUAUGAGCACAGUAUUAGCUACCACUCAGGGUGGUAUCGACGGUGACGCAAUGUAUAUCGAUGACGACCUCAGUUGCAAAGCGAUCACAGAAUUAAAUGCAAUAUUUCUCUCCCCGCAUUUACCUAGUCUGUUCAGACAUCUCAAAUCAACUAAUAAACAACUUAUCAUCAAUCUUCUUACUUUGCUCACAGCUGCGAAUGAUUCCCGACAAAAGGCAUCUCUUGUUGCCAUCGAUGGUUUACUCGACUAUGUGGUCAGAUACACGUUCUGUGAUGUUCAGAAAGUCCAAAUUGCUGCACUUAAAGCACUAGGAAUUUUAUGCAAGGAUUACCCACCAGCUGUUAUGGCUUUGAGGCAGGUUGACCCACGUGCUAUUCAGUCUUUGACUACAUUUUUUGAAUGUAAGAAUCCCCAGUUGAGAUUGGAAGCUUGUGUGGCAUUGGUUCAUAUUAUUAAAAGCCAACAAUCAGAUUUCCACAGGACAGAUGGGCCACCUACAAUUCAAUUAAUAUCUACGAUAGACAGACCAAAAGCACUGGAGCUGAUAGAACAAUUGAUCCGACUUUUAGACGAGUCUCUUGAAAUUCAGAUACCAACAUCAUUCAUAUUGGCUAAUAUACUAUCUGACGCGACUGAUCUGGAAGAUCAUGCGUGUAAAUCAGGUAUAUUGGGCAAAUUAAAUGAUAUCUUUGAGAUAUGCUUAUCUUGCCAAGAUGAUGAAUAUAAUGUCGAAGGAAGUCAGCUAUCAAGGGACAAUUUGCGUCUUCAGGAAGGCAUACUGAUGAUAAUAGCUGCACUCGCUUUGCACUUGGAUGAAUUACGUACUGCAAUUGUCGAAGCACAGCUCUUAAAACCUGUCGCUAUAUCACUCAAACAUUCGGCAAAAGGUAUACGAGGAUCAGCAGCCCAGUGCGUCCGAGCACUCUCUAGGAGUGUAGGUGUAUUGCGCACUUCACUCGUCGACUCCGGCGUAGAGCUCACUUUACUGGAUAUUAUAUCAAAUGAUGAAGAAGAUGAACGCAACAGGGUGAUCGCUUUGAUGGCUCUCGCUAAUCUUGUUUGUGGUUUUUCACCACUCAAACAAAAACUUAUUCAAACUGGCGGUGUUAAGAUUUUAGUUAAACUAACUUAUUCUCUUUCUUAUAAAGUUCGAUUGAACACUUUAUGGGCUAUAAAGAAUAUGGUAUUUGCAGCGUCGACUGAACUUAAGAGGUUCGUUUGUGACCAAAUCGGAUGGGAACAUUUUAGCAAUCUCCUCAAAGAUCCAAAUAUUGAAGUAGUUGAGCAAGUUUUGUUUGUUUUGCGAAAUCUAGUUACACGAGAGCUAGAUAUCGGAUUAGUUUAUAAUGGGUUUGGCGGUCAGGAUAAAUUCUUGGAAGCCAUUGAACAGAAAUUCCAAACAAAUCAAGUCGAAAUAUUAUUACAAACUGCCUACAUCAUCAAUAACGUCGCAACUGGUUCAGAUGAGCAGAAGAGGUCACUCUUAUGGCGUCCCAUCAUUUGUCAAGGGUUGCACAGACUUUUGACACAUUGGGAUGAAAGAUUAAGAGCCGCAUCUGCGUGGACAUUGCGUAAUUUGACUAAUCAGACUGAUGGCCAAGCGUAUAGAUCACGAAUUGAAAUUCUUACCCGUAUGCGUUCAUUGGAAUUUGACAAAAAGCUAGCAACAUUAUCAGAAGAUCAUUACUCCGUUAGCGAACCUGCACGAUUAGCCUUAUCAAGCGGAUGUGUUUGA
Messenger RNA from Wallemia mellicola CBS 633.66, 1971 nucleotides. RefSeq names its product ARM repeat-containing protein. The record is from RefSeq and is a predicted model, not a curated record. Gene Ontology annotation, cellular component: GID complex. Gene Ontology annotation, biological process: proteasome-mediated ubiquitin-dependent protein catabolic process. The transcript has 5 exons. Lineage: Eukaryota; Fungi; Basidiomycota; Wallemiomycetes; Wallemiales; Wallemiaceae. Gene Ontology annotation, molecular function: protein binding. Bases 1 to 1971 code for a protein of 656 amino acids.